Molecule: messenger RNA, 2869 nt
Organism: Colossoma macropomum (tambaqui)
Lineage: Eukaryota; Metazoa; Chordata; Actinopteri; Characiformes; Serrasalmidae
Product: galactose-specific lectin nattectin-like
Exons: 7
Coding region: 861-1667 (268 amino acids)
Molecular function (GO): signaling receptor activity
Source: RefSeq, a predicted model, not a curated record
UAAAACUGCAUUGCUUGCCUUCAUCUUAUAAGGAACUGACUCAACAAAACUGACCCAAAGUAUACAACAACACUUUAAGGUGCUAUUGUAACAUCCGUUCACUCUUUGUCCUGGUCUUUCUGUGUGUGCCUUUUUCUUGGUUUCCUAGUGCUGUGCGUUUUUGUUUAUCUGCCAUGUGCUUUUGUUUUUUUUUGACGUGCUUUUGUUGUCUAAUGGCUCCUCCCCUGCCCUGCGCUAUCUUCACCUGUUCUUUGUCACUUAGCCCCGCCCUUUCAUUGGUCUCAGGUGUUUCUCGUUUUCUGUUAGUAUUUAUACCCCUGUGUUUGCUCAGUCCCUUGGUCUUGCAUUUACAUGUUGGUGUUGAAAAAAACAUGGUUCUGUGCCUCAUACACACUGUAAUCAGUUACAGUGGUUAAAGAAUGGUGGCAUGCAUCCAGUUGCUGUGGUGACAGCAUUACAAGAAUAACAGUGAUGUAAUGCCUCUUAGGGGAUUUGCAGCGUUAUAUUAGCACUAAUCUGAUAGAGUACAUGUAUUUUCCCAAACAUGGUUUAAAACUCCCGAUGCCAGCUUAAGAAUUACUCUAGUAGAUACUCAUGCCGUUUUUUUUUUGUUUUUUUUUUUACUUUGUAAGUUACAAGUUUGGUUAAACAAAAUCAGUCUUUUCGAGGGUAUGCCUAGUAUGAUUUAAGGUGUUUUUGGUGCAGUUUUAAGGACAGAAAGUGCUGGUGUGGUUAGAAGUUCAAACUGAUAUGCUUCAGGGCUUCUGUGGCCUUGUAGUCCAUUAUCAUCUCAUAUCACAUGUCCCCAUUGCCAAACCAUUGAGAGUCAUCACUGUCCACUGUUCAGGAGUAACCAAAUAAUGUGUGAACUGUAUGGGGCUAAAUUGUGGACUCUAUAUCUCUCCCUCUCCUCCCAUCAAACUACUACUCACAAACAAAUAUGUGACACCUCCCUCCAACAAACACGCAAUUGGCAAGUAUGCUUAGAGGGUGGAGACCAGCAGAAAUCAAGGGUGGAUCUAGUCUUUCUAACAAUUCUAACAUUGAAGUUCAUUCUGGGCUCUAACCUGCAAAUUGUUCCAACCACAAAUCAAACAGCAAGUAUGGUUCAUCUAAUUGAAUUGCUUUCGGUCAUCUCCAUGACUUCUACAGCUUUGGCUCUGGUUGUGACACCUGCACCAGUAUCAAACUGGGAUGAAUUAGUGAAAGAGUCCAUGCAAGACAGAGACCCCGAAACAGAGUAUUUUUCUGUGCAUAACCCUUCAUGCUCACCUUGUCCAUCAGGAUGGGUGACCUACGCCAGGCGCUGCUUCAAGUAUUUUGACCAAGGCAGGGCCUGGAUCUCUGCUGAGGCUCACUGUUUAAGUCUGGGUGCCAAUUUGGUCUCAAUACACAAUGAAAAUGAAAACCAGCUGGUCAAGGCCCUGAUCCGCGCUCAAGACCCUAAAGAGAAUCCUACGUGGAUCGGACUCUCAGACUGUCAGGAGGAAAAAAUGUGGAUCUGGUCUGAUGGCUCCAAAUUGGAUUACACCAACUGGAACUCAAACGAGCCCAAUUUCUCUAAUGGAGAGUGCUGUGUGCACAUGAACUGGGCUGAUCAGAAGAACUGGAACGACAUUCCAUGUACUCUGAAAUAUCGCUUCGUUUGUGUCAGGAAUCUUGCCUGAAAUUCUGACCGACCACAGAAUUAACAUAGUUGUACUUGUUGUAUUGCUUAGUCAGUAACACUUUACAAUGCUGGUCCACAAAUAAGCAUGUAUUUAUACUUAACUAAUGCUUUCAUCACAGUUGUCCCUUGUCAUGUAAUUGUAAUGAAAUUUCGAAAAAUCCCUUAAUCAUGAAAUGUUCACACGAUGCCAAGGGCAUCAAAAGGACAAUGUAAAGAAUAUGUCAUUAAAAAACAAACUUUUGUUAGACAGCAACAUCAUUGAGUUUCAUGCAGAUCAGUAUAUUAGUUUUUAGCCUAUAAUUUGUGUUAAUCAGACAUCUCCAUCAGACAAGCCUUAUAGAAAGGGUAUAUAAUAAGUGUAAAUGCAAUAAGUCACAGACUGAGUUAGAAUUCUGUUAAUAAUUAAUGAUUCCCUUUAUUAAUGGUUAUUCAUGAUUGAUUUAGUUCUUUAUUAACAAAUAUAUUUAAUUAUUUCCUGAUGUGUUAUGUAUUAGUCCAUGCAUUAAUUUACUGUGUUACAUAUUAAGACAUGCUUAUUAGUGGAUCAGUAUUGUAAAGUGUUACCGUUAUGUCAGUGCAGUAGCUGUGAACUGUUUUUGUUCUCGGUACAAAUGCAUCUUAUUUGCCAAAACAUUCUAUGUAACAGUGAUCUGGAGAGUUACACUGCGAGAAAAUCUGAAGACUUAGGUUGUGUUCAGACUGCAGGCAAAGAUGAUUUGUUUCUUAAAUCAGAUCUUUUGAGAUGACUGUCCGCACUGUUAUUUGCAAAUGAUCAGAUCAGAAUAUCCACACAUCACCAAUGUUUCUGCAUGGGUUGCUAUGGUAACAACGUAGGCAUCAGUAACUAUGUAGCUAUGCUGAUGAUGCAGAUUUCAAAUGUGGAUGCAGGAGAGAUGGAGGGGCAUCAUCUCACCCUCCAAAUUCUUCAAAAUUCUCUGUCAUAAGCAUGAGUCUUUGGCACUCCUGUUAUAUCCCAGCACCUCUGUCACUCUCGAUUUGACGUUUUUGUUGUUUGUUGAGUUGCGAGAGACAAAACAGACACUUUGAAAGCUGAUUUUAGUGGUCAGAGCAUCCAGACUGAGAUGCAUCUGUAAAAAUCCAAUUGGAAUCACAUUUCAAACCACCUCCAAAUGUGGUUUGGAUCCAAUUCGCAAGAAUGGGAUGUGGGUUUUUUUCAACAUCCAGACUAUCAAAAAUCAA